ACAGUAACAGGUAUCGUCAAAAGAAUCUCAUAAGCAAUCCAAAUGUUGAUAGCUACCUUCCAUCUAUUUGAUGUAUGUCAACACGUCUAUAUGUUACGGCAAAAAGUCUUCGUACAAUCAUCACCAUUAAGAUCUGAAUUUUCACCGUAUCAUCCUAGGCCGGUAUCUGUAUUAUCUCAUUUUGAAUUUUGUGGCUCAAAUUUGGUAUCUCAUUUUCUCUCUUUACUACGAUGAUUGUUCUCUAGUAGGACAUUGGGCGUGCUGUUUUAUGUUACAAACUGUCAUGAACAUUGCAUUCUAAACUAACAUUAGAAAACAGAAGCUGGAGUUGAUACGAAAUGAAAAUUAAUUUAAUUAUCGGUUCUGUUUCAGCAAUCUUUUAUGAACCGUAAGGACCUUAGUCACCUGUGUAGCGUGGACUAAUAAAUAAUUAAAGAGGAUCUGUUAUUAUUGCAUAUAUUAGAAGAUAUCUGCCAACUUAUUUGAAUUUUCUCCAGAGGCCUAAUAUGCUGGGUUCUACUACUAGUAGACAGAUAAAUAACAGAGUCGAUUAAUGACUUUUUUUUAAUUUGUAUGCAUCUUGGUCUAUAGUAAAAAAAUUUCAUCUCCAGAUACAGGCCAUGAAAAAUGUUGGGUUGGUCAGAUAUUUGAUCACCAUUGCAGAAUAUUAGGGUUUCCCCAAAGAAUCUUACAUGCCUCGUAAUGAGUCCAUGUUUUUCUCAUGACAUGAUUCUUUCAUUGGAAUUGACUAAUAGUCGCGAUGUGCUUGAUCAAUCUAUUUUAUGGGUUUGGAUGCACUUACACUGGCUGGAAGUGUACUUGUUGCCAUACAACACCUAAUAUUUUUCAGGGAGAGGAACAUACUUGCAAAUAGCGAAAUUUAUGUAGGAGAGCAACUUAAAGUCCUGUAUUGCCGACAUCUAGCUUACCCCUGUAAUUUCUAUGCUCUUCUUGCUGUUAGGUCCAAGCUACUCUGUGUUGUUACAGUUUCUGGCUUCAUUUCAGUUUUUUUUUCUUGUUGUACUUCUUCAAAUGAUUUCUUCUAGCUCAGUGGAGGGACAAAUUACCCCAGUUCUGGUCACAGAUGAACAGGCCUUGGAGGCAUUGCACAAUUAAAACUUUUUUUGAUUCUGUCUGUCCAUGUAUACAUGCAUGAAAGAAUGUCAAAAAGCAUUUCACAAACUCAACUGGUCCAUAUUCUUAACUCUUUAGCCACUUGUGCAGUGAUUUGGAAACAUUUUCUAUACAGAAUGGCUAUACACCUUAAUUUAAUUGGUUAUUAGUAGAAUGCUUCUAAAUAUCCAUAUAUAAUCCUAUUAAUAUAAACAGAUCAGUAAAACUAAUGUCAGAGUACUUUGUCUAUUUCUGAUUUCCUCCUACACUGUAUCAAGUUAUUCUCUUGGCUAAUUUGCGAUCAGUCCUUUAUUGUUAGAUUAAUGUUUAGGAAUUAUCAAAUAAAAUGAACUCCUCAGUCCUCGCCAGGUUAAAUAGUGGUUUCACGUUGUGUUUAGUCGGAGAAAAAUGUAAAGCGAUGGAAUAAUAAAAUUAAAUUGUAAGUAUUCCAGUGAUUUUUAUUUGUCUAUUUUGUUUCACAAGCUUAAAUUAGAAUUUUGAGUUCCGGAUGCAAACACAUGAGCUGACAUUUGAAUUAGUAUAUGCUAAGGUAUUUCAUUUUCAUGUGUUCAUGGUCAAAUGGGAGAAUUCUUGAUAUCAAAUGACAUCACUGAAUGAGUUUACUGAGUCAAAGGAACAUACUUUUGAGUAUGUAUUUUAUGCUGAAACUUAACCAGAUGUUUAUAGUAAAUGCUGGUCAUGUCUUUUGGAUUGCCUCAAAUGUUUUUUUAGGAAGAGCUACAUUGAUCCUACAACUCCUUCAAAAAUUCAGUGAGUUGCCAGAGUUUCUAGUUGGUGGUUUCUAGUUGUUUAAGAUCUCAGAUCCCAGCUUAAUAUUACUGAUCAGGCAGAUGGUUUAGAGUAGUGAAGCAGAGUGUUCUAGACAGACAGGAAAGCAAUCAAAAAGUGAAGGAACGGUUACAGGUGGACGUCAGCUCCUUUCUCCACAGAUACAGGGCACUGGGCACCACUAAAUUCAUGAUUGACUCUGGAGCUGUAAAUGAGGAGAUUACUUUUCCAAGAAAGGCCAUGAGCUAAUCAGAACUAAGUUUAAUACCUCCAAGUGAAAAGUUAUGAUCACCAUUAUCAAAACCAUAUAGGUACAGGUACUUAGAAGCCCUACCAGUGAGGUUGAUUCGUUUUGCAAGAUGUAGGAGAACUACACUUCCCAGAUAAAUUAACUUUGAGGAGACUUCUUGCCCAGACAUGCACCAAACUUAUGGUCAUCUCCAUGGGAUUUCUACUUGCAUUCGUUUGGUUAUAUCCUACAUGAACAAGAUAUAUGCUUCUACAGUUUCCACCCUGAAGUCCAUAGCAUGGACUCGUGAAUUACCAGAUACAAAAGAAUUCGUUGAUCCUACAAGUGCUGACUUCCGUGAAGAAGAAAGAUUCUCAAAUCCUUACCAAAUAAUUAACGAGCUGGAGAGAAAAAUUAACAUGUUGCAGGUGAAGUCAUAUGCAAUGCCAAAAGAGAGAGAAGAGCUUCUUAAGGCUGUUGUUUGUCGUGUGGAUGCAUUAGAAGCCGAAUUAAUUUCCACCAAGAAGGCUCUGCACGAAGCCCUGUUAAGGCAAGAUGAACUCCUUGCAUGUGUAGAUAGUCAAGAAGCAGCAAUGUCACUGGGAAAGAAGAAAAGAUGGUGCACGAGAAAAUCUUUGAAAUAACUAUGCUAGAUUAAACACCAUGGACAUAUGGAUUCAUUUCUGCAGAGCGUGCGAAUCAAAGUUGAUCUGGAGGAACUCUUUGUAUAAUUUUUAUUUUAGUUGGCCAUUUAUAAUGGUUUCAUUAGCUUAUAAAUGCACAUAAUACAUUU
This is a messenger RNA of Daucus carota subsp. sativus, 2924 nucleotides long. Its product is annotated as phosphatidylinositol/phosphatidylcholine transfer protein SFH6. The transcript has 7 exons. Bases 2320 to 2775 code for a protein of 151 amino acids. Lineage: Eukaryota; Viridiplantae; Streptophyta; Magnoliopsida; Apiales; Apiaceae. The record is from RefSeq and is a predicted model, not a curated record.